Messenger RNA from Lachancea lanzarotensis, 3729 nucleotides. It is a transcript of the gene ECM16, whose product is annotated as LALA0S02e04940g1_1. The record is from RefSeq and is a predicted model, not a curated record. Gene Ontology annotation, cellular component: nucleolus; intracellular anatomical structure. Gene Ontology annotation, biological process: maturation of SSU-rRNA from tricistronic rRNA transcript (SSU-rRNA, 5.8S rRNA, LSU-rRNA). Bases 1 to 3729 code for a protein of 1242 amino acids. Gene Ontology annotation, molecular function: ATP binding; RNA binding. The transcript has a single exon. NCBI's taxonomy places the organism in Eukaryota, Fungi, Ascomycota, Saccharomycetes, Saccharomycetales, Saccharomycetaceae.
AUGGGAACGUACCGAAAACGUUUCAAUGAGAAAGCCAGAGCGGGCCAAAUGGCCAAGCUGAAAGAGCUCAAGAAAGUGAGAAAUAGGCAGUUUCUGAGACAUUUAGAAGACGGUAGCGAGGAACAGGAAGGUCCAGAAACCAGCGAGAAAUCUAACAGUAAUGCGGAGAUUUUGCAACCUCUUACGGACGCCGAGAAAGAGAUGAAAAAGAGAAAACUGGAAGAGCUGUUCAAACCACAGGAGUCGAAAGUUUCAAGGCUCAAAAAGAAGCGGCUGGACAAGUUUGUAGAGCACCAACUGAGACGAGAGGAGAAGAAAGCGAUUAUAGAAAAGUUACAAGAGCAUAAAAUGGACACUUCAAUGCUAACGAGCUCCAAAAACCUGGGGCACGGCCGCCAGACUAAAAAGGAGCAGUUUCAGGAAGCUUUACAGCUGGAAAAGAUGGGUCGCUCAGACCAAACUGUCAGAGACAUUUUGUAUAAGCAGCACGAAGUCAAAGAGUGGGACGGCAGCGACAAUUCAAUUGGGGCCGAAGAAGAGUCCGAUGACGACGCUAAUAGCGAUGGUUCUGGCGACGACAAUGCAGCCAUUCAGUCAUCCUCGUCCUUUGUUGACAAUAGACCAGCCAAAUUCGGGGGGUCUGGGUUUGGUUUUGGAUUCCAAAACGCAAAAGUUGUCCACAAAGCGAAAGCUCCAUCUAAACAGCGGUACAAUUGGCGCGAACGAGUUCAAAUGGAGGAGGCACGCAAAUACAGCAAAGAUGACGAAAUGGAUUUUGCAUCCAGCGAAUCUGAAAAUGAAAGCUCUUCCGGAAACGAACUCGAGGCUUCUGAUAAUGACAGCGAAGAGCGGUCAGAAGAAAGCUCCCAAUCCGCUAGUGAAAGUUCAGAUUCGGGAUCAUCUUUCGAGACCACGGGAACAAAGGCAGAUGGUUUCAAGGAAUGGGCAGAGGGUCAGAUAAAACAAUUAGAGGGCCGCGAGACGCCAUUGGAGACUCCUCAGCUGCCCCAUCCAUAUCAAAAGAUCACCAGAACCGAAGACUUGGAUGACGGUCUUGUAGAUGACAGCGCACCAGUAGAUCAAGAAUCUACCAGGAAGGCAUUCUACGUCAACGUGACAAGGUCGGAAGAGAUCCAGAAGGCUCGUAUGCAGCUGCCAGUUUUUGGCGAAGAGCAUAAAUUAAUGGAAGCCAUUCAUCACAAUGAUGUACUAGUGAUUUGUGGUGAAACUGGUUCUGGUAAGACAACUCAAGUUCCGCAGUUUCUUUUCGAAUCUGGCUACGGCGACCCGAAUUCGGUCGAUACGCCAGGAAUGAUCGGUGUUACGCAACCGCGCAGAGUGGCAGCCGUUUCCAUGGCCAAACGUGUCUCAUCUGAAUUGGGUAAUCAUAGUCAUAGCGUUUCUUACCAAAUACGAUUUGACUCAACCGUGUCAGAUAAUACUAAGGUGAAAUUUAUGACAGACGGUGUGUUGAUGAGAGAGAUGAUGACCGAUUUCAUGCUCAGCAAAUAUUCUGCCAUCGUCAUCGAUGAAGCACACGAAAGAAAUAUCAAUACGGAUAUACUUAUUGGUUUGUUGAGCAGGUGUGUGAAACUGCGGGCCAAGAACCAUGCUAUUGACCCCAAGAAACACAAAAGACUAAAACUAAUCAUCAUGUCAGCCACGCUAAGAGUUUCUGAUUUCAGCGAGAAUCACUCUUUAUUCCAAAUUCCACCUCCUGUGCUCAAGGUUGACGCCCGUCAGUACCCAGUGUCAGUGCAUUUCAAUAAGCGUACUGCAUUCGACUAUACCGAAGAAACUUUUCGAAAGACAUGCAAGAUUCAUCAAAGACUUCCGAGGGGUGCUAUCUUGAUAUUCAUGACGGGAAGACAGGAAAUCACUGACAUGGUGAAAAGAUUACGUGCCGAAUUUCCUUUCCCCAAGACUUCCAAGAAUUUCAAGGAAAUGGUGAAAAGCAACCCAACAAUCAAAGCUAGUGCUAAAAAUGUUGCCAUCGAAGCCGAGGACGUCGAUUUCAGUGUGAACGUGGAAGAGGAUAGAACUGGAGAACAAAACGAUGAUUUUGAAAAUGACGACUCAGAGGAGGAGGGCUUCGAUGAAAAUUUGGAGGAGGGUCAAACAGCUACCGAUCCACUAUACGUGCUCCCUCUGUACUCGUUAUUGCCUACUGAAGAGCAGCUCAAAGUUUUCAACGAGCCGCCCGAGGGUUCCCGUCUUUGCAUUGUGGCAACCAAUGUUGCUGAAACUUCCUUGACCAUUCCUAACGUGCGCUACGUUGUUGACAGUGGGAGGUCCAAAGAGAGAAUUUAUAACGAGACGAAUGGAGUUCAAAGUUUUGAAGUGGGAUGGGUGAGUAAAGCUUCCGCAGAUCAAAGAAGUGGUAGAGCGGGACGUACCGGUCCCGGUCACUGUUAUAGAUUAUACUCUUCUGCAGUUUAUGAAAACGACUUUGAGCAGUUUUCAAAACCCGAGAUUUUACGGAUGCCAGUGGAAAGCGUUGUUUUACAAAUGAAAAGCAUGGCAAUUCACAAUAUUUUGAACUUUCCAUUUCCGACACCGCCAAGCCGCAAUGCUCUGCAAAAGGCUAUAGAGAUGCUACAGCAUUUGGGGGCCCUUGAUAUCAAGGAAGGUAUCACUGACGAUGGAAGAAAAAUGAAUCUGUUCCCUUUGAGUCCAAGGUAUUCUAAAAUGCUUUUGGUAGGCAACGAAAAUGGAUGUUUACCUUACAUCAUUUCAAUUGUUAGUGCACUUUCUGUUGGGGAGCCAUUCCUUACAGAGCACGAACUAGGAAUUGCGGAAAGUCGGGAUGAUCCGGAGAGUACAGUACGGCAAGACGACGAUGCAAAUGACCAGAAGAAGCAAACGCGAGCCCUUUACUUCAAAAGUCAAGCCAAAUUCUGCAAGCUGGACAAGUACAGCGACGUGAUUAAACUUCUAUCUGCUGUUAGUUCUUUGGAUUAUGUUGCGCCAGAGGAUAGGUCCGCCUUCAUGAAAGCAAACUUCAUGAGACCCAAACUUGUAGAAGAGACGAGGAAAUUGAGGAAGCAGAUAUUUUACAUUGUGAAGUCGAACACAUCGAGGGAGAAUGUUGCAGUCAGUGUUUCUGACGAUGAUCUUAAGUCCAGUGUUCCAAGCGCGACUCAGGUGAAAUUACUGAAACAAAUGGUGUGUGCUGGAUUUGUUGAUCAAGUGGCUAUCCGUGCGGAUCUUUUUGCACCCGAUGAUUGUCAGAUCACUAAUAGAACCGCAGUGUCAAUGGUGCCAUACGUACCGGUUUUGGCUCCCAUAAUACCGGGCGAUAUUUCCCAGAAUUUCGUGUAUCUGCACAACACCUCAAUUCUCAACGAGAUUGGCGAGCAACCCCCAAAGUACCUCGUCUAUCAUUCUCUGCAUAAAAACUCACACACCGAGAAAUCCAAAACACGCAUCAAGCCAUUGUGUGACAUCAAAAGCACUCCUUUGGUAAACAUCGCACGCAAGGGGUCUUUAGUCACCUAUAGCAAACCUCUAGCCGGCAACGGAAUCCGUCCUAUAGACAUUUCGAGUACUGAGAGACUUUGUCAUGUUACUCCGCGCUUUGGAAGCACCAUCGACUGCGAUCUAAAAGUCGGUUGGGAUCUCAAUCCCGUCGCUGUGCGUCAGAAAAAGAAAGCCGGGCUCUGGGUUGUUGAGAAGCUGAUCACCGCCAAGAACUAUAAAGAAUCUAGCCAACAAAAGGCCACGAAUUAA